This is a messenger RNA of Saprolegnia diclina VS20, 1619 nucleotides long. RefSeq lists its product as hypothetical. The record is from RefSeq and is a predicted model, not a curated record. The transcript is spliced from 4 exons. Bases 216 to 1574 code for a protein of 452 amino acids. Lineage: Eukaryota; Oomycota; Saprolegniomycetes; Saprolegniales; Saprolegniaceae.
AAAGACGCGAAAGUGGCACCGAAAGACGGACUGGAACAGUACACGUAGCGCGCGAACGUCGCUCGUUCUCAACUGGAAGCGAGCUCUGGGCGUGUGGCGGCCGUGGCUGCUGUCGCUGUCUCAGUCGUGGGUUGUGACGGCUCCGAAAGAAAGUGAAGUCGCUUGCGGCUUGUAGGAAAGGGCAAUUUCAAACGACCCAAUCAGGGCGCGGCGACAUGCGCGGUCGAGCCGUGGCAGGGACGUCCCUUGGACGCGGCGUGGGUGUCGAGCAGGCACACGUAGCAUCCUACUCGUCGUUGCCCUUACAGGACCAGCAGCCACACUCGGUACGGCCAGCCAGCGGGCGGGUAAUCCAGGGCGUCGCGCGAGGCGGCCAAUCAAACGCGACCUCGGGUUGUCGCACCUUUGUGUUCCUAUCGUAUAGAGCGCCAGAAGCAGAUUGGCCGAGAAUGACAGACACGGACGUCGCGACGACUCUCCCGUCGCCCGAGGACCUUAAGAUGAUCAACGAGAUCGCGGCGCUUCUCGACGACGCGGGCUUGGCGUCCACAUCACCGACGCCGUCCGUCAAGAGCGACGACGCGCCGGCGGCCAAGAUUGUCAAGACGCAGCACUACUACCGCAAGCGGCAAAAGGACGAGCGCAAGUACCUCCACGACCAAGUCCAGGAGCUGAGCUCCAAGCUGUCGGUGAUCACGACCAUGAAGACGCUCGAGGCCGACCAGUGCUCGCACUGGGAAAAGGUCGCCCGCACGCAAAAGCUCGGGUCGCAAAAGGCGGCGCUCGAGAACGCGCGGCUCAAACGCGCCCUUGAAGAUCAGCUCAAGCUCGCUGAAGCGCUCGACCAGCUUCUCGUCAAGCGCCCUCGCCUUGCGACGUUUCCGACCAUGGACGUCAUCGACUGGAAGCUGCGCAAGCUGCCGAUGGAGCCGAGUGCGCGCGAGGCGAGCUUCCACGCGAUGCUAAAUGACGCGUACGACCACGUCGACACGAACUUUCUUCAAAAAGGGCUGUACGACUCGAUGGACCACCUCCGGUCGCUCGACGUGUCGGCCAACGAGACGGACGACGCGAUCGUGAUUGACGUCCAGAGCGUCCGCCAGAUCGCGAGCAACUAUUUAACGUGCAGCCAAAACUUUUGGUCGCUCCUGAGCGAGCACGAAUACCUCAACCUCCCCAACGCCCACCUCCAAGUGCUCGAACACUUUGGCACUGACGGCAUCUACUUUCGACACCGCGCCCUCAUGCCGCAGAAGAACCCGUACUCGCAGCUGCUCUGGGGCGUCAAGCGCUAUUACGAGAAGAACCGCGUCGUGCUUGUCUUCAAGACGGUGCUUGAGGACCAGCGGUACCCGCCGGUGCCAGGCCUGUACAUUGGCAACCACACGGCCGCGAUCAUCAUUGAAGCUGUCGAUGAAAUGUGGACCUGCCGACGCAUGCACAUGCUCGGGCAGCUACCUGUCGAGCCGCCCAAGCAAAGCCCGCUGUCGUCGAACCCGAGCCACUUGAUCUGCGACUUUAUCUUGCACCAAAUAUCUCCAACCUUUGACGCGAUCGAGAGCUUGAUCGUUUAAACAUCGUCAAGCCUUUUUCAAUCUCAUUUUGUACACAUUUCCAAG